AUGGAGGGUGCUCUUGUGAGUGUGGCGACGGGAGCUUUGAAGCCGGUGGUGGGGAAGCUGUUCGCUCUACUUGGUGAUGAGUACAAGCGGUUCAAGGGGGUGCGGGACCAGAUCAGGUUCCUCACCAGCGAGCUCGCCACCAUGCACGCAUUCCUUCUGAAGAUGUCAGAGGAGGAGGAGGGGGGUCAUGAUCCGCUCGACCAGGCGUGGAUGAAGGAGGUUCGGGAGCUGUCAUACGACAUGGAGGAGUCCAUCGAUGACUUCAUGUUGCAUGUCGGUGACAAAGAUGCUAAGCCAGAUGGCUUCAUCGACAAGAUCAAGCACUCGUUGGGGAAGUUGGGGAAAAUGAAGACUCACCGCCGGAUCGGAAAAGAGAUCGAAGAUCUGAAGAAGCAAAUCAUUGAGGUGGGCGAGAGGAAUGCAAGGUACAGGACAGGAGGUGUCAUCUCCAAGAUGAGCAAUUUGACUAUUGACCCUAGAGCACUUGCUAUCUUUGAGCAUGCCUCCAAACUGGUUGGAAUUGAAGAACCCAAGGCUGAGAUAAUAAAAUUGUUGACCGAAGAGCAGGGAUGUGGGUUAACGCCACAAAAUCUGAAGGUGGUUGCCAUCGUUGGAUUUGGAGGGAUAGGAAAAACAACCCUCGCGAAUCAAGUGUAUCAAGAGCUCAAGGUGCAAUUCCAGUGCAGUGCUUUCAUAUCCGUGUCUCGAACUCCAGAUAUGAUGAGUAUUCUGAGAACUAUUCUUAGUGAAGUCAGCAAGCAACGCUAUGUUGAUACUGAAGCAGGGAGCAUCCAACAUCUGAUCAGCAAGGUCCAUGAUUUCCUAAUAGGCAAAAGAUACUUUAUUGUAGUUGAUGAUAUAUGGAGCGUGGGAGCAUGGGAAAUCAUUCAGUAUGCAUUCCCUAUGAUGAGUGGAGGCAGCAGAAUAAUCACCACAUCACGUGUUAAAGACGUUGCUCAGUAUUGUAGCGCAUCAUUCACUGGAUGUGUAUAUAAUAUAAGACCUCUUGACAUGGUGCACUCAAGACAAUUGUUCCAUAGAAGACUAUUCAAAUAUGAAGAAGAUUUCCCUUCACACCUCAAAGAUGUUUCAGAUGAAAUAUUGAGAAAAGGAAAUACAAAAUAUGAAUGGGAGCAAGUGAAAGUUUCAAUAGGUUGUGCACUUGAAAGAAAUCCUACUGUUGAAGGAAUGAUGAAGAUAAUAUCCCUUAGUUACUUUGAUCUUCCUGCUCACCUCAAAACUUGUUUGCUGUAUUUGAGCAUAUUUCCAGAAGAUGCUAUUAUUCAAAAAAAGGGCCUGAUAUGGAGAUGGAUCGCUGAAAGAUUCAUUUAUAAUGAAGGCAGAUAUACAUUGUACGAGUUGGGAGAGAAGUGUUUCAAUGAGCUUGUCAACCGAAGUCUAAUUCAACUUGUGGAGACGAACUAUGGUGUGGUCAAGAGUUGUCGAGUUCAUGACACCAUCCUUGAUUUCAUUAUAUCAAAGUCAAUUGAAGAGAACUUUGUUACUUUAGUUAGUGACUCCAAUAUAACUGAAACACAAAGCAAAGUUCGUCGGCUUUCUCUCCAAGGACACAAGGAAAAGAAUUUAUGUGAGCCAGAGAAUCUAGUACUGUGUCAUAUCCGAUCACUUCAUGUGUUCGGGCAUUUAGGGGAAUUCCCUUCUUUGGAUCGAUUCAUGCAUUUGCGUGUUUUGGACUUUGAAAGUGGUUACAUGCUUGAAAACAAUCAUCUUGAAGGUAUAGGCAGGCUAUUACAAUUGAGAUACCUAAACCUCAAAGGGACAGAAGUAAGUGAGCUCCCACAACAAAUUGGAAAUUUGUUGUGCUUAGAGAUGCUGGACCUAAGAGGCACCAGUGUACAUGAAUUACCAGCCUCCAUUGUCAAUCUCAAAAAAAUGGUGAAUUUACUUGUUAAUAAUUAUGUUAAAUUUCCUGAUGGAAUUGCAAAGAUGCAAGCCCUGGAGAGUCAUAUAAAUGUCCAUGUCUCCCGUCAAUCAAUUAAUUUCCUCCAAGAACUUGGCCAGCUAAAGAAUUUGAAGACAUUGCUCCUUGAUUUUGAAGGAGUUUCCGCCACGGGACACGAAAAUGGAGCUACAGUGGACAUGAAAGCCAUAGUAUCUUCUCUACAGAACCUUGGUACUCUUUCUAUUGGUAAAAAUAGCAAUUUCUUGACGGAAGCAUAUUUGCUUCCGCCAGCUCUAAAAAAACUAGUAGUUUGGGGUUCAACUGUCACAAGGGUUCCGAAUUCAGUGGGAUCCCUCGUCAACCUCCGGUCAUUACUCCUUUGGAUGGAUCAUGUUGGGGAAGAGGACUUCUGCAUCCUUGGUGGAUUACCCUCUCUGCUCAAGCUAAAUCUAGUAAUUGGAAAUUGUGAAGAUAGCCGUAAAAUCAGACUUAUAGUCCGUGGUGCACAUGGCUUUUCAUGCUUAAGGAUAUUUUGGUACAGUAUAUGGGAUGACGAGAUGAAUCUUAUGUUUACAGCAGGAUCCAUGCCCAAGCUAGAAGAAUUUCAAACUAGAUUCGAUGCAGUUAAAACAGAGUCUUUCAUUGGUGGGGAUUUGGAUUUCGGGGUUGAAAACCUCACCUCCCUCACCUCAAUCAGAUGGAUUGCAAGUGGCCAUGGUGACGCGGUUAACGCCGCAAGGGCUGCUAUGGAGAGGAAACUAGGGGCACUACGCACUACGCGGGGUGUGAAUGUGACGGGGAUGCCUUAUGGUUGCGCAGAGCCGCAGAAGGUGUGCCGGAGGUGA
Messenger RNA from Lolium rigidum, 2748 nucleotides. Its product is annotated as disease resistance protein RGA5-like. NCBI's taxonomy places the organism in Eukaryota, Viridiplantae, Streptophyta, Magnoliopsida, Poales, Poaceae. The transcript is spliced from 4 exons. The coding region runs from base 1 to 2748 and encodes 915 amino acids. The record is from RefSeq and is a predicted model, not a curated record. Gene Ontology annotation, biological process: defense response to other organism. Gene Ontology annotation, molecular function: ADP binding.